Messenger RNA from Brassica oleracea var. oleracea, 1555 nucleotides. Its product is annotated as translation initiation factor IF-2-like. NCBI's taxonomy places the organism in Eukaryota, Viridiplantae, Streptophyta, Magnoliopsida, Brassicales, Brassicaceae. The transcript is spliced from 3 exons. Bases 174 to 1364 code for a protein of 396 amino acids. Gene Ontology annotation, molecular function: metal ion binding. The record is from RefSeq and is a predicted model, not a curated record.
UCAAUAAAAUUAUGUAUCAAAUAUAAUAACAAUAACCUCUACGCCCAAACCGACUCCUCUCUUCUCUAUAAAUACACAUAUUUGCUUCAAUUUCCUCUCGUUCAAACAUUUCUUCAGCCUUGAAUUACAAUAUUAUAAAAAUUAAAAAUUAUCCUUAUUAUCUUCAACCAAGAAUGGGAGAGAAACAAGAAGGUGCCAAAGUUGAACAAGAGAAGAAGGCAGCCACCGUAGUCUCUACUGAGACAACCGACAACAAGCCAAAGAGCGGCGGAGGAGAUUCAGCUGCAGCCCCGGCUGCCGCGGCUCCCUCCCCCUUUGUUUACAAAGUGGAUAUGCACUGCCAAGGCUGCGCCAAGAAAAUCAAGCGAAUGGUGAAGCACUUUGAGGGAGUCAAAGAUGUGACGGUGGAUAUGGGUGGGAACAAGCUCACGGUGGUCGGGAAGAUUGAUCCGGUGAAACUCCGGGAGAAGUUGGAGGAAAGAAUGAAGAGAAAGGUGGUACUCACCAACCCACCACCACCACUACCGUCCAAAGUAGACGCACCUGCCGCCCCCGCCGCCGCUGGAGAGAAGAAAUCCGACGGUGUAGAUAAGGCGGCGGCUCCUAGUCCUCCUACUCCGGCCGCUCCCAAAGAGAGCUCAGUGGCUUUAAAGAUCAGACUACAUUGUGAGGGAUGUAUUCAGAAAAUCAAGAAAAUAAUAUUGAAAAUCAAAGGGGUCGAGACAGUGGCUAUAGAUGCAGCCAAAGACAUGGUAACAGUGAAGGGAACGAUGGACGUUAAAGAACUAGUGCCUCUCCUCACUAAAAAACUCAAAAGAACCGUCGAGCCUAUUCUUCCGGCAAAAAAAGACGACGGAACUGCCGAGAAAAAUAAGUCAGAAGCCGCUCCUCCCGCCGCAAAGAAAGAAGAUCCGGCUGGUGGUGUUACUGAGGCAAAGAAAGGAGGAAGUGAAGCUGGUGAGAAGGAGAAAAAGUGUGGAGACGGUGGAGAGAAAAAGAAAGAGGGUGGAGACGGUGGUGAGAAGAAGAAAGAGGGUGGAAAUAUCGGAGAGAAGAAGAAAGAGGCCGGAGACGGCGAGAAGAAGGAAGGCGGCGGCGGAGGAGGUGCGCCGGUGGCUGUGGUGAAUAAGAUGGAUUAUUAUGGAUACUCAUAUCCAACGGUUCCAAUGUAUUGGCAAGAAGGACACGUGUACGGUCCGAGUUAUUCGACAGAGGGUCAGACUUAUCCAAUAGGGGGUCAGAGUUAUCCAGGUUCAGGAUAUAACUACGCAAGCGGAAGCUACGUGCCUUACUCGCAUCCAAACAUGAACGCGGCUCCUGGAGUGUUCAGCGACGAGAACCCCAACGGUUGCUCCGUCAUGUAACCAUGGGAUUAAAUUGUGAAUAUAUAAAACUUUAAGGGUCGGAACUUAAAAUGUGAAAUAUAAAAUGUGUAACUUUGGAUAAAGUUUAGAAACUGAUAUGGAGCCAACGGGUCCGUACGUGUAGCAUUGUUCCUUUGUUAGUUUAGUUUCUUUCAAAUUUUUAAAUAAUUAGUAAUCUUACUUACUUUAAU